Molecule: messenger RNA, 1593 nt
Organism: Pararge aegeria (speckled wood butterfly)
Lineage: Eukaryota; Metazoa; Arthropoda; Insecta; Lepidoptera; Nymphalidae
Product: proton-coupled amino acid transporter-like protein CG1139
Exons: 9
Coding region: 56-1435 (459 amino acids)
Biological process (GO): amino acid transmembrane transport
Cellular component (GO): vacuolar membrane
Molecular function (GO): amino acid transmembrane transporter activity
Source: RefSeq, a predicted model, not a curated record
UCGAGUUUUGAGUGAGUGAGUGUAUAAGGCGUGCGUACCUUUAUGUAGAUCUAACAUGGCGUUGAAAAAGAGUUCGCCAGAAAACGACCACGACGCAUUUGGUAUGGAGUCAACCGUGACACUUGAUAGGGAGGGUAUUGGCAGUAAAGAGGAUUACGACCCGUUCCAACACAGGAAUAUUGCACAUCCCACAUCGACUGUGGGCUCAUUCUUCCACUUGCUGAAGUCUUCUUUAGGCUCAGGUCUCCUUGCCAUGCCAGCUGCCUUCAAACAUACUGGUCUUAUCCCGGGUUUUUUUGGCACAAUAUUAGUAGCCAUCAUAGCAACCCACUGUGUGCAUAUUUUGGUGAAAACUUCACGAGACAUCAGCAAAGAAUGUCGAGUUGGGUUCCUGAACUAUACCGAUACCUGUGUGAAGGUAUUCAAGAAUGGCCCUAAACGAUUGAGGCCGUAUGCCAAAUUCGUACGGCAUUUUGUAGAUUACGCGAUGGCUGGAGUUUGCCUCGGGGGAACCAGUGUCUACGUCAUUUUCAUCGCUUCCUCCUUGAAAAACAUUUUCGACUACUUCUACCCAGGAUAUACAUUCCAGGUAGAGGUUUACUGCGGAGUUCUCUUGCUGCCUUUGAUUCUACUGACCCAAGUCAGACACCUUAAGUACCUGGUACCGUUCUCGAUGUUUGCCAACCUGUGUUUGAUAGUCACCUUUAUCGUGACUUGUUACUACACGUUCCAGGAUAUACCCAACGUGUCCAAUGUAAACCUAUUCAAUAGUGUACAAAGAUGGCCGCUAUUUUUGAGUACAGCUAUAUUCGCGAUGGAGGGCAUCAACGUAGUAAUGCCGGUGGAGAAUGAGAUGGCGAACCCUCGACACUUCCUGGGCUGCCCUGGUGUGCUGAAUGUUACCAUGGUGCUAGUAGCCAGCCUGUAUGCUGUGGUCGGACUGUUUGGCUACCUGAAGUAUGGGGAUGAGGUGUUGGGGAGCAUCACUCUGAAUUUGCCUGAGAAUGAAGCUCUGGCGUUGGCAGCGAAGAUCCUAGUGGCGCUGGCAGUGUUCUUCACGUAUUUCCUCCAGAUGUACGCGCCUAUGGAUAUAAUGUGGACACGGUUGAAGGACAGGAUUAGUGUAAGGUUCCAUAAUGAAGGACAGAUAUUGAUGAGGACGUUGAGUGUCAUGCUCACUGUGAUCCUAGCGGUAGCAGUACCAGACCUCGAGCUCCUAAUAGGGCUGGUAGGGGCUGUCUUCUUCUCCACUCUAGGACUCUUCAUCCCAGUGGUCGUACAAACUGUCCACAAGUGGGACCGGGGUCUGGGCACGUGUUCUUACAUACUGUGGAAGAAUGCAUUGCUGCUACUAUUUUACGUGUUGGUGCUAGUUUCCGGGUGCUAUUCGUCGGUUACUGCAAUUGUUGUAAAGUUCACUUCUACUUACUUUUAAGACUAAGCUUAAAUACAAUCAGGAGCUGCCUAUACUGUGAAAUAGCAAAUGAUUAUUUGCAUACUUACCUAGUUAUUGACUGAAGACAAUAAUUGUUUGUUCAGCCGAAUCAGUAAUUUUACAUACAACCUAGGUAGCAGAUUUAAGAGACUCUCGAA